CCAUACCUGUCGAUAUGACGUAGAAGACCGUUAGUCGCUAAAUAUUACACAUUGUAAUAUGAAGUUCGAACACGUCUCGCAAGCCCACGUGUUGCAUGAUUUAAGGACUUAAGAAUGGCAUUACCAUUUGUAGCAUCCCCGGUUGUGACGGCCCCUAAUCUUAGGGGACUACCAGAUAUUUAUUGCUACAGCCGUUUAAGUCCGGGUUAUGUAACCGGAAACUUCAGCUCCUGCUCCGGCGGGAUCGAAGAGCAGUCCUACGGAAUUCGGCACUCUCUAUGCCGUCUAGUUUCGAAAUAGUAACGUUUGGGGUGGUGUAGAUGUCUGGGGUGGUCGUCGUAUGCUAUUAGCAAGUACUAGAGGUGAUAUCUCGAUUGGUGUUGAUGGUGUAUAUAAAUCGACCACCCCCUAGGUUCAACUCGAGUAACACAUUCUCCACAGGUCUAAAGCAUACCUAGCAAACAAUACAACUUGUUUAGAGCAUUCAACUUACCCCGCUACUGUUUAAUCAGAGCUCUACUUCUAUACUCACUCUUGACUACUAAAUCUUAAACAUGUCUACCAACCACAGCUUCUGGCAAGACAAAGUCGGCGUCAAAGGCGCUAUUCGCGAUUGUCCUAUUCCUACCGAACUCGCAGAUGAUGAAAUUCUCAUCAAAGUACGUGCCUGGGGCAUGAACCCCGUCGACGCUUUUAUCCAAGAAGUCGCUCUGCCCUUCUUCUCAUACCCUAUGAUCCCAGGCGAAGACAUCGCCGGCACCGUCGAGCGGGUAGGAUCAGGCACCGCCUCCCAGAAAUUCAAAGUUGGCGAUCGUGUGCUAGGCUACGCUAUGGGGUCUUCAUCCUUUGGCAAACAGGAGCGUGGCGGAUUCCAGGAGUACGUCGUCGUCGACCAGAAUCUCGCGGCUAAGAUCCCGGAUUCGGUGUCCUUUGGCGAGGCCUCGGUGUUCCCGCUUUGUAUGGCGACGGCGGGGCAUGCGCUGUUCUCUAAGGAGUAUCUUGGUUUGCCGUUUCCUAAGGUUGGCGGUGCGCCGGAGGCGGGGAAGAGAGUGCUUAUUUGGGGUGGUGCUUCGGGGGUUGGGAGUAAUGCUAUUCAGAUGGCGAAGGCGGCUGGUUUUGAGGUGCUGACGACGUGUUCGGCGCGGAACUUUGAGUAUGUGAAGAGUCUUGGUGCGGAUAAAGUAUUCGAUUAUACUAGUGCUACGGUCGUCGACGAUCUUGUUGCGGAACUAGAUCAGGGUAGUGAGUGUGUUGGGAUAUUUCAGGCCGCAGGCCCGCGUGAUGCUGUCGCGCCGUGCAUUGAAGUAGCCGCGAAGUCGAAGGGGAAGCCCUUCGUCGCGUGCGCAAAUAUGGUGCCCGAAGGCGCGGUGCCGGAGGGUGUGACGGCGAAGUUUGUGUUUGAACGUGGUGACGGGAAGGGCAUUUACUACGAGACGAGUCGUGUGUUGCUGGGCGAAUUCUUACCAACUGCGUUAGAGGCGGGAACCUAUAAAAUUGCACCGAAACCUGAGGCUGUGCCGACGAAGGGUUUAGAGGGCAUUCAGGAAGCGCUUGAUACAGUGAAGAAGGGAGUCUCGGCGAAGAAGAUUGUUGUAGAAGGUUAGGCUGUAGCGUGCUGAGAAUAUCUAAGGGAUAGGCCUAAGGCGAAAAGCAUUAGGCUCUUAGAUAGGGCCGCUGUGCGUCGGAGCUGGGACUUGAGAUAACUACCUAGGUACCUAUGUACUUACUAAGAAGUAAUAUACAGACUCGCUACUCCUAAAUCAAAUGCAGCUCUUUCUUCGACUCUUCGUUUUACAAAGCCCCAUCAAGUGUGCCAGAUGCAAAUUCCUAUUUGUACUAUCAAGACCUGAAAGUGAAUCGCCCGGUACGAUUUAAAACCAGUUCAAUUAGGCUAACAAUUUGAAUAUUUAUAUCAGGUACGCUGAACUUUUGCCAGCGAUAAUAGGUAGAUAGUGGACUUUAACGCCCUACGGGUACGUGCUUCGUGGCUGAGAAUUAGGGGCUUUCAGGGGGGCAUUAGUUGAGAGGGUAUCAACUAAAAAAGC
Messenger RNA from Hypoxylon trugodes, 2045 nucleotides. Its product is annotated as GroES-like protein. The coding region runs from base 555 to 1604 and encodes 349 amino acids. Gene Ontology annotation, molecular function: oxidoreductase activity, acting on NAD(P)H. The record is from RefSeq and is a predicted model, not a curated record. Lineage: Eukaryota; Fungi; Ascomycota; Sordariomycetes; Xylariales; Hypoxylaceae. The transcript has a single exon.